Molecule: messenger RNA, 1935 nt
Organism: Parathielavia appendiculata
Lineage: Eukaryota; Fungi; Ascomycota; Sordariomycetes; Sordariales; Chaetomiaceae
Product: GMC oxidoreductase
Exons: 1
Coding region: 1-1935 (644 amino acids)
Molecular function (GO): oxidoreductase activity, acting on CH-OH group of donors; flavin adenine dinucleotide binding
Source: RefSeq, a predicted model, not a curated record
AUGCUUCUCGGCACAUUUCUUGGCCUUGCCGCCUCCUACGCCGUACUCGUCCAGGCCGUUGACCUUACUGGCUACGAGUACAUCGUUGUCGGAUCCGGCGCCGGUGGGGGGCCGCUUGCCGCACGCCUGGCUCUGGCCGGACACAAGACACUCCUCAUCGAAGCCGGCGACGACCAGGGCACCAGCACCAACUACACGGUACCGGCUUACCAUGCCCGCGUCUCCGAGGACGAGCAGCUAGCGUGGAACUUCUUCGUCCGCCAUUACGCCGAUGAUGCCCGGCAGGCUCGCGACUGGAAGACCAGCUACGACACUCCGGAUGGCAACAUCUACACGGGCAUCAACCCGCCUCCCGGGUCCAGGAUGAAGGGUGUGCUGUAUCCUCGCACGGGGACCCUCGGCGGCUGCACCGCACACAACGCCUUGGUGGCCGUCUACCCGUACCAGUCCGACUUUGAGUACAUGGUCAACCUGACGGGCGACAGCUCCUGGGCUCCCGACAACAUGCGCAAGUAUUUCCAGCGGAUGGAGAAGAAGCAGUAUCUCAAUGGCCUGCCUCAAGGCCAUGGCUACGAUGGCUGGCUUACGACGGAACUGACACCCCUCACCGUUCCGCUCAAGGAUCCGCAGCUCCUUGCUGUCCUUACGGGUGGUGCCUUUGCGCUCGGCGACGUUCUCAACCAGGUCGUCAACAUCGGGACGCUGCUAGCAGGUGACCUCAACGCCGACAACGACAGCCGCGAUCGCAGGCCCGACUACUACCAAGUCCCAAUCAGCACAAACAAGGGCGCCCGCACUGGCGCUCGCGAGUUUGUCGUCUCUGUUCGGGACGCCCGCAACGCAGACGGCAGCAAAAAGUACCCGCUCGACGUGAGGCUGAAUUGCCAUGUCACCCGCGUGGCCUUUGACAUGUCGGUCUCGCCGCCCCGUGCUACUGGAGUCGAGUUUCUCGACGGCGCACAUCUCUACCGCGCCAGCCCGCUUAGCAGGUCUGCGUCGCGAGGCAUUCCUGGUUCCGCCACGGCCUCACGAGAGGUGAUCAUCUCGGGAGGCGCCUAUAACUCGCCUCAGAUCCUCAAGCUUUCCGGAGUUGGGCCUGCAGACGAACUGCAGCGCUUCAACAUCAGCGUGGUGGCCGAUCUCCCUGGCGUCGGCACCAACCUGCAAGACCACUACGAGACGUCCGUCACGGCCAAAUUACCCAACGACUGGCCCGCUCUCAACGGGUGCACCUUUCAGUUCAACGACACGCACGACCCUUGCCUCGACAAGUGGCAGCGCCCAGUUCUCGGAGACCGCGGCACCUACGCGUCCCAGGGCCUCCCCAUCACCAUGCUCUACAAGUCCACCGCCAGCGCCGACGGCAACUUCGACACCUUUGUCUUUGGAGGACCCGUUAACUUCAUCGGCUACUUCCCGGAAUACUCGUACCACGCCACAGCCGAGCACGACUGGUGGAGCUGGGCGGUGCUCAAGGCGCACCCGCGCAACAACGCCGGCAGCGUGACGCUGCGGUCGGCCGACCCGCUCGUCCCGCCCGAGAUCGUCUACAACUACUUCGACACGGGCAGCGGCGACUACCAGGCGGACCUGCAGGCCAUGUACGAGGGGAUUGAGCUGGGCCGGCGGGCGCUGCAACGGCAGCCCCUGCGCACGAACGAGGUGCUGCCGGGGCCUGACUUCAACACGCAGGAGGAGCUGGAGCAGUACAUCAAGGACGGCGCGUGGGGCCACCACGCCAGCUCGACGUGCCCGAUCGGGCCGGACGGCGAUCCCAUGGCCGUGUUGGACAGCAAGUUCCGAGUGAGGAAGGUUCGGGGGCUGAGGGUGGUGGACGCGUCGGUGUAUCCGAGAAUUCCGGGGACGUUCACGGCUGUGUCGACGUUUAUGGUUGCUGAGAAGGCGGCCGACGAUAUAUUGAGUGAUGUUGCAUAA